AUGGCAGCAAUUCAAAUUAGCAGCGGCGCUGGCGUUGAGAAAGAAGAGAGAACGACGCCGAUAUGGGACGGCAACAAGGGCAGCAAACCUGACGAGCCCGAAUCCCCCAUCAGGGCGUCGGGCCAUGAUAUUGCGGCAGGCUUUAUCGCGUCUGGCAAAACAGACGCUGUGACUGCGCAUUCCGCUGCUGUCUCCAGCGGAUGUGGCGCGGAGGCGGCGGCGACCGCUCCGCCCCGACAACCUGCGCUGUCCGCCCAAUCGUUCGCGCCGGUUACCCCAGGCGCAGGCGAAAUUUCGACGAAGAGCCGCUCGCGCUUGACUGAUAGCGACUGCUCUUCUCGGCCCGCCAAUGCGACAAGCACCUUGGCUCCGCGCGAGGCCGACGCGGAAAAAGGUGAAACUUGCGCCAACGCGGAGGCGCUAGCGGAGAGGAGAAAGUCAGCGCUGAGGGCUGCGGAGGGGCGGAGAAGCUCCGGGGACGGCGGGGAGACGGAGGAGCGAAUGCGCGCGCAACUGGCGGACGCGCGGAAGAUGGUGCGCGCGCUGGUGGGGGAACUGGCGGCGAGAGACGUUGAAGGGGAUGAUGACGUGGCGUCGGGGGGCGAUGACGAGGAUGUGGAUGAUGAUGACGAGGAUGGGAGAGGCCAAGGGGACGAAUUCGAUCUGACCAAGCAUGCGCCUACUGAAGGUUCUCCCUCCCGCCGCUCAUUCAUCUUACGCCAUUUCCCCGCCCGCACCCACCGACCCCAGGCGCUGCGGCAGGAGCGGCGGGUGGUGCGGCUGAAGCAGCAGCUGGCGCGCGCGCGGGCGGAGCGGGAAUCCCUUGAGGCGGAGAUGCGCGCGGAAAGGGCGGAAUGGCACGCGAAGGAGGCGGAAAGCCGCAGGGGGGAGGCGGAAAGCCGCAGGGGGAAGGCGGGCGCGCGCACCAGCGGUACCGUAAUGGAUCCCCGGGGUGAAACUAAUACUACUGGGGAGGAGGCCGGAGCUAAAAGUGCUGCUGCCGAACCUGCACAGCAGGUUUGCGUCGAGGCCGGAGCUAGAAGCGAGGAGCAGAUUACAGCAAGCGAGCAGGCGAGCAGCGGUGACGGCUGCUGCUGCUGUGGGGGGAGUAAGGCGCUAGAGGAGCUACAGGCGCAGGCGAUGGUGGCGCAGGGGGAGGUGUUUCUGGUGCAGGCUCAGCUGGAGCGCGCGGAGGCGCAGCUGCUGCGCGUGCAGGAGGAGAGGCGGAAGGAGCGGGAGAGGCAUAGGGGUGCUCUGAAGCAGUUCGUGCGAUUUGCGAUGGAGGAUAGGGAGAGGGAGAAGGGGAGAGCUGAGGAGGAGAUGGGGAGAGAGAGGAGGGAGAUGGAGGGGAGGCGGAGGAAGGAGGUGGGGGGACUGGAGGAGGAGGUGGAGAGGUUGAGGAGAGAAGUGGAGAAGGGAAGGGAGAGGGAGAGAGAGAGGGUGCAGGAGGCGUGGGAGAGAGGGCGGAAGGAGGGGGCAGGUGAGGUGGAGUUUAUGAGUAAGGUGAUUGGGGAGCGGGAGAGGCGCGUGGGGGAGCUAAGGGCGCGAGUCAGGCAGCUUGAGGAAGAGAAGGGGGAGGUUGAGAGGGAGAGGAGCGAGUGGGACGCGGAGAGGAGGGAGUGGGAGGCAGAGAGGAGGAGGAUGGAGGGGGGGGUGAAGAGCGAGCAGGUGAGGAGGAGGGCAGUGGAAGCGGCGUUGAGAAGGGUAGAGCGGGAGGUGGUAGAGCUGAGGAAGGCGAAGGGUGCGGUUGAAGGGGAGAGGAGGGCUGUGGUGAGAGAGGUGCAGAGAGAGGUGGUGAGGGGGAGAGAGAGGGUGGAGGAAUUGGGGAGGGAGGUGGAGGGAUUGACAGGCGAGGUGGGGGAGUUGAAAGACGAUGUGGAGGGGUUGAAAGACGAUGCGGAGGGGUUGAAAGACGAUGCGGAGGGGUUGAAAGACGGGGACGCACGGCAGGCAACAGGGGCGGCGUGUUUUGAGGAGGCGGACUCUUCUCAUAAGGCUGCGUCUGUGUAUGUCUGCCGUGUCGCAUCGCUGCCGGACGCCAUGCCUGCUGCUGCCAUCCGCACGGGUGCCGCUGCUGCUGCUGCUGCCGCUGCUCAUGCUCGUGGCCAGGUGCGCCUGCACCAGGUAGCACCUGCCUGUAUGGAGGCGAGGCAGGUCAUUCCCUGGCCAGCAGCAGCCAAGGGUCGGAGGGAGGAGAUGGAGGGGCAGCAGUGGGUUGCUGCUCCUGCUGCCCUGGCGGGGAUGGUGCAGCAGUAG
Molecule: messenger RNA, 2256 nt
Organism: Closterium sp. NIES-65
Lineage: Eukaryota; Viridiplantae; Streptophyta; Zygnematophyceae; Desmidiales; Closteriaceae
Source: the annotation of a GenBank genome assembly